Malaclemys terrapin pileata is the source of this 1852-nucleotide messenger RNA. RefSeq names its product transmembrane protein 265 (gene TMEM265). The record is from RefSeq and is a predicted model, not a curated record. The transcript has 3 exons. NCBI's taxonomy places the organism in Eukaryota, Metazoa, Chordata, Testudines, Emydidae. Bases 535 to 909 code for a protein of 124 amino acids.
CUGCUGGACAGACACAUGCUGAGAGGCAGAGGGACACACACGCACAGAGUCACCUGUCCUGCUGCUGCUGCCUGGGGGGCAGGGGCAGGGCUGCCAGGCAUGGAGAGAGCAAAACUCCCAAGCUAACCGAAGGAGGCAGCCAUAGCUGAUCAGACGGCUCCCCUGCCCCAGAAACUAGCUCCUAGCCCACCCACUGGCCCUCCCCCGUCAUACGCCCCAGAGGCAGGGGGAUGUCAAGGCUCAAGCCACUAGCCCAGCCUGACUAUCCACCCAGGGACCUGGCAGGGACUCGGCCAGAGGGGCAAGGUGGGUGAGGGCGUUUGACGAGGCAGCCGGCCAGCUUUGAGUCAGAGUCAAUGAGCUCAUGCUGAGAGGCUGGGCCCAGCCCUAAAGAGGCACUGCCAGACCUGGACCGGGAACUCACUGGUGUGCGGAUAAACUGGCAGAGGGAGACGGGUGCAGCUGGGAUCCCAGGCCAGGACCCUGCCACCAGGUGUCCCCGCAGCCCCUUGCCGGGGGAGCCCUCGGUGCCCCAUGGGGGAGGAGAUGGCACUCGGCGUGGGGAACGGCUGCGCUGGGAAACCCACAGGGGAUGAGGCAGAGACUGUGGUAAUGAUCCAGAAGGGGCCCUCGCGGCCUGAGCCGUCUGCCUGGACCCCACGUCCCCGUGCCCUCCGCAACCUGGCCAUAGGCAGCAUUGUCUGCGGCUGCUCCUGCCUGGGGGUGCUGGCCCUAAUCUAUGCUGUCAAGGCCAACGAGAAGCGGAAGACAAACUCUCCUGACGCGGCUCUCUGGGCCCGGAAGUCCUUCCGGUUCUCCCUUCUCAGCAUUGGGGUCUGGGUGUCUCUGCUCAUCCUGGUGCCGCUGCUCAUGGGACUCAUCUCUUACCUGAUUGCCAGGGCUGAGUGAUCUCCUGCCACAUCCUCAUUGGCUCUGGGGGAUCAGGGGGAUUCCCAGGUCUGAUUUCUCUCUCUUGGGACUGCAGGAUGGGAGUUGUCCUGGCUGCAUCUCACCACAACUGGCCUGGAAUCUCCCCAGUCCUGACAGUUCUGGAGCAGUUCCGGCUUCUCCGUGGCUUGGGACUGAGACUUCAGAGAGACCAGGGUGGGGAGUGGGACAGGAUCGUCUGUGACUGUCUAGUCCCAGCAGAGAUAGCGAUAAAGGAACCUAAAAACAUCAAGGAAAAAUCCAAGGCUGGUAGGGCUAAGGACCAGACUGAUUCCGUUCCUAGACGGAGAUGGUAAAGCUGUUAAUAAGGAUGUACAAAAGGUGCUUUGUAUUUGGAGAGAAACAGGAUGAUGAACUCCUAUCAUAUGAGGAUGAUGAAGUACUUUCCAGCCCAUUAAUGACCGAGGAGGAUGUUAAACAACAUCUACUAAACACCUUCCAAUCACAGGCCCAGGGAACAUGUCCCCAAAAGUCCUAACGAAGUUGGCCGAGGAGCUCACAGGCCUGAAAAUGUUAAUUUUUAAUAGAUGUUGGAAUGAAAUUCCAGAAGACUGGUAGAAUGCUAAUACUGUGCCAGGCAAGCAGGGUGACCAGGGGAAUUAUAGGCUGGUUAGCAUGACUUCGAUCCUGGGCGACAUAAGAGAAACGCUGAUAAGGGAUUCCGUCAACAAAGACUGAAAAGAUGUAGUUAAAAUCAGACCGCACUGUUUUAUGGAAAAUACAUUUUUGUCAGGUAAAGCUGAUUUAAUUCUUUAACAAGGUUACAAAUUUGGUUGACAAAGGCAGUUGGGUAGCGGUAAUAUAUUUAGGGGUUUUGUAAGGCAGUUGACUUAGACUCACUUAACAUUCUGAUUAAAAAUAUAGCACAAUUCAACAGCAACAGAGCACAAGGGAAAUGGAUUGA